CCUGUACUACACAGUAAGAUUGUCUCAAAAAAUAACACACACACACACAGAAGUGUGAAGUGUUAAGACACAAGUCUUAAGUCUUUCCUACUGUGAGUCUGGUGUUGGGUGGUACAGUGACCCCACUCACGGGUAUGUGACCUAACUCUGCCCUUGAGAACUGGUCAAGGGGCCCAGAGCCUCUUGGUGCUUCAGCGGCCAAAGAAACCUGCUUUUAAAGUUCUCCUGCCCCAGGGCUGAAAACAACGGAAACCUUGGCAGUGGGACCCAGCGCUGCUCUCAGAGGCCUCCUGGUUGCUGAUACUUCUAUCCCAGGGCCCCUGGCCCCCGCUCCACCUCCCCCAUCCGCCCUUCUGCUCACUCCCAGUUGCAGGCUAUGGCUGCUGGUCCCGUCGCUCUCACUGCCAUGAGGCCUGCACUUUGCAAGGCUGAAGUCCAAAGUUCAGUCCCUUCGCUAAGCACACGGAUAAAUAUGAACCUUGGAGAAUUUCCCCAGCUCCAAUGUAAACAGAGCAGGCAGGGGCCCUGAUUCACUGGCCGCUGGGGCCAGGGUUGGGGGUUGGGGGUGCCCACGGGGCUUGACUAGUGGGAUUUGGGGGGGCAGUGGGUAUAGCAAGCCUGGUUUGUGACUGCCAGCCUGCCGGCAAGUAGACACCGGCUGCGGGUGGGGGAGGCGGCUAGCUCAGUGGCCUUGGGCCGCGUGGCCUGGUGGCAGCGGAGCCAUGGUUUCUAAGCUCAGCCAGCUGCAGACGGAGCUCCUGGCUGCUCUGCUGGAGUCCGGCCUGAGCAAGGAGGCUCUGAUUCAGGCCUUGGGGGAGCAGCCAGGGCCCUACCUGAUGGUUGGAGAUGGUCCCCUGGACAAGGGGGAGUCCUGCGGUGGGAGUCGAGGGGACAUGGCCGAGCUGCCCAAUGGCCUGGGGGAGACGCGUGGCUCGGAGGAUGACACGGAUGACGACGGGGAAGACUUCGCGCCACCCAUUCUGAAAGAGAUGGAGAACCUCAGCCCGGAGGAGGCAGCCCACCAGAAAGCCGUGGUGGAGACACUUCUUCAGGAGGACCCAUGGCGCGUGGCAAAGAUGGUCAAGUCCUAUUUGCAACAGCACAACAUCCCACAGCGGGAGGUGGUGGACACCACCGGUCUCAACCAGUCCCACCUGUCGCAGCACCUCAACAAGGGCACCCCCAUGAAGACGCAGAAGCGAGCUGCUCUGUACACCUGGUACGUCCGCAAGCAGCGAGAGGUGGCUCAGCAGUUCACCCACGCAGGGCAGGGAGGACUGAUUGAAGAGCCCACAGGUGAUGAGCUGCCAACCAAAAAGGGGCGGAGGAACCGGUUCAAGUGGGGCCCAGCCUCCCAGCAGAUCCUGUUCCAGGCCUACGAGAGGCAGAAGAACCCCAGCAAGGAAGAGCGGGAGACCUUAGUGGAGGAGUGCAAUAGGGCGGAGUGCAUCCAGAGGGGGGUGUCGCCAUCACAGGCACAGGGGCUAGGCUCCAACCUUGUUACAGAGGUGCGUGUCUACAACUGGUUUGCCAACCGGCGCAAGGAAGAAGCCUUUCGGCACAAGUUGGCCAUGGACACAUACAACGGACCCCCGCCAGGGCCAGGCCCGGGCCCUGCGCUGCCAGCUCACAGCUCCCCAGGCCUGCCCACAUCCGCCCUCUCCCCCAGUAAGGUCCAUGGUGUGCGGUAUGGACAGCCUGCAACCAGUGAGGCAGCCGAGGUGCCCUCAAGCAGCGGCGGUCCCUUAGUGACAGUGUCUACGGCCUUACACCAAGUGUCCCCCACAGGCCUGGAGCCCAGCAGCAGCCUGCUGAGCACUGAGGCCAAGCUGGUCUCAGCCACUGGGGGUCCCCUGCCUCCAGUCAGCACCCUGACAGCACUGCACAGCUUAGAGCAGACAUCUCCAGGACUCAACCAGCAGCCGCAGAACCUCAUCAUGGCUUCGCUGCCUGGGGUCAUGACCAUUGGGACUGGGGAGCCCGCUUCCCUGGGUUCCACAUUCACUAACACAGGCGCCUCCACCUUGGUCAUUGGUCUGGCCUCCACUCAGGCACAGAGUGUGCCCGUCAUCAACAGCAUGGGCAGCAGUCUGACCACCCUGCAGCCGGUCCAGUUCUCCCAGCCACUGCACCCCUCCUACCAGCAGCCGCUCAUGCCCCCUGUACAGAGCCACGUGACCCAGAGCCCCUUCAUGGCCACCAUGGCCCAGCUGCAGAGCCCCCACGCCCUCUACAGCCACAAGCCUGAGGUGGCCCAGUACACGCACACAAGCCUGCUCCCGCAGACCAUGCUCAUCACAGACACCAACCUCAGCGCCCUUGCCAGCCUCACACCCACCAAGCAGGUCUUCACCUCAGACACAGAGGCCUCCAGUGAGCCUGGGCUUCAUGAACCAUCAUCUCCAGCCACCACCAUCCACAUCCCCAGCCAGGACCCAUCGAGUAUCCAGCACCUGCAGCCGGCCCACCGCCUCAGCACCAGCCCCACCGUGUCCUCCAGCAGCCUGGUGUUGUACCAGAGCUCCGACUCAACCAACGGUCAUAGCCACCUGCUGCCAUCCAACCAUGGUGUCAUCGAGACUUUUAUCUCCACCCAGAUGGCCUCCUCCUCUCAGUAACCAUGGUGACUGUCUCUCAGGAGCUGGGUCCCCAGAGCCUGCACUUCCUGCAUAGGGGGCGAGAAGGGAACGGCCAUGCUGCCUGGAGGACAUCUGAGCCUGCCAUGUGUUUCCUACCAUAGGCUCCUGGCCUUCCCAGAAGUCUUUGCUUUCAUCCCAUGGUUACUCCUCCAGCAUCAGAGAGGGAUGGCUCUCUGCUGUCUCAGCUGAGAAGGGGACCACACAAGGCUGGAAGACAGCCUGAUCUGGGAAGUGUUUUGGAAGCUGCUUAGAACAGAAAACUUGCUACUUGGAACAGAAAAGGGAAGCCUGUGAUGCUGGCACCCCUAGUCAGAGUCUGCAGCCCCCACAGGAUCUCUGUGCUGAGCCCUGAGGCCCUAGUUCCACACAGCCGCCUUCUGUCUCUGGUGCAUCCCCAGGGCCAUUCCACCCUGCGCCAGCACCUAUCUGUGGAACACUCGCCCCACCCCAAACAGCCAUUUUCCAAGUAGCUAUUCUGUGAGGCCUGGGAGCUAAGGGGAAGGCACAAAGGGCUCGUCUAGGCUCUCUGGAACUGAGCCACCCGCUCCCAGCUCCAGGACCGCAUUUACUCCCUCUGAUGGACAUGUCUUCUGAUGCCAGCCUCAUUUCUUGCCUCCACUAGAAAAGCCGCUUCAAAGAUAGGGGUUGUCAUCCCUGUUCCUUAGGAUGUGUGACUCGCCAUGUCCCGGGCCAUCAGCUCCUCUGGUUUUAGGGCCCUGCAAACUCUUCCUUCCUGGUGCAAGGGAGGCAGAACUCAGAAGGCAAGUCUGGGCAGUGUCUGGUGGAGAAAAUGCUGAGAGCAGCCGAGAAAUCACCUACAUGGCCUGGGCUGAAAGCCAGGCUGAGGAACCCGAGGUCUUG
Molecule: messenger RNA, 3500 nt
Organism: Alexandromys fortis (reed vole)
Lineage: Eukaryota; Metazoa; Chordata; Mammalia; Rodentia; Cricetidae
Gene: Hnf1a
Product: HNF1 homeobox A
Exons: 10
Coding region: 723-2618 (631 amino acids)
Biological process (GO): regulation of transcription by RNA polymerase II; positive regulation of DNA-templated transcription; pancreas development
Cellular component (GO): nucleus
Molecular function (GO): DNA-binding transcription factor activity, RNA polymerase II-specific; RNA polymerase II cis-regulatory region sequence-specific DNA binding
Source: RefSeq, a predicted model, not a curated record